UAUGCUUGUAAAUGGUGGAUGUUGCUGGGAAAUUGAUCUUAGCAGCUACUGGUGCUCAUCCAAGUUUGUGAUGUAGCCACUUUGUAUCUUUGUUAUAGGUCCAGUGAUUAUCGAGCCAUUGUCAUUAUGCCUCAAGCACCCACUCCCUUCCCUUUACCUCAAACUCCCCAGGCAACUAACAAUAACCACUGUACACUUCUGCUCACAUCUUUUCAACAGUGCAUACGAGGUUUAAUAUAGAGGAAGAUGCAGAAGCGAUUGGAAAGUCUGGUUGAGGUCCUGCACAGGGGAGCUAUGGAAGAGGACAACACUAUUAAAAGGAUAAGAAGAGGCCGGUACAUCAGAAAAUUGAUCACCAUAUAUAAAAGAGCUUACUAUUAUGAGUCGAGAGGAUGGCAAGAUGAACUGAAGAGGCUAUCUAUGAGCAGAAGUUGAAAUUGCCUGGCAUUAUUGAAUCGUGGGAGUCAUUAAGCUCGCAUCUAUACUACUUCUGAAAGUGAUGUAGGUGUCCAGUGCUCGUAACAUGGAGAAAGUCGCACAAGAGGGAGUUUGCAGAUCUUGUAUAAUUUUUUAUGAAUAAAACGCCAGAUUUUGGGCCAAUGUGAUGUGACAAUAUUUUGAAAACAAUCUCUUUUGAUUGAUGUGAAUUGUUGUUAUUGUAACAAUAUAUUGAUGCAUUAUGCUAUUUCGAAAA
Linum tenue is the source of this 694-nucleotide messenger RNA. NCBI's taxonomy places the organism in Eukaryota, Viridiplantae, Streptophyta, Magnoliopsida, Malpighiales, Linaceae. The record is from the annotation of a GenBank genome assembly.